AACGGAUGAUUCUUGAUGUAAAUUUGUGGCUUCUGGCAGAUUUAAAAAAAAUUUUGUGAUAUUCGAGUUUUGAUUUUUGUGAACCCGGCACAAGUCUAAGAAUCCGUUCAGGAGCAUACGCCGGAAAACAAACCUCAUUCCUUUCCUUUCCUUGAUGUAAAUUAUUUUUAGCACUAUCAUGAGGAAAAAGCAAAAUGAUUUUCAAAAAGUAAAGCUUAAGGUUGGUAAACAGCUUCCCAAAGGUCGAAAUGAAACCAAAACUUCCUUUCAAACAAGAAAAGUCAACUUGCAUCAACAGAUAAAAAAAACUGCUGAUGAACCAACAUUAAAGGAAUUGCUCAGCUAUAUGAAGAGUAGAGAUGCUAAAAUCAAAUUUGACAAUAUGCGGAGACUUUUCAAGCAUAUUUCAAAUAAUAAGGAGACUUUACCCAUAUUUUUUGCUGACAUACUGAAGGAACUUGGAAGAACACUUCAAGAAAGUGAUCCUAAAAUUAGAGCUGAGGCUAUUUUAAUCAUUGGUCUAUGUGCUGAAAUUUUGACUGACACCCAGUUGAGGCCUUUUGUUACUCCACUGACAACAUAUCUAAAUUGUAUGAUGACCCACAUAACUUUUCAAGUGAGACAAGACUCUCUUAAGUUUCUGGAUGUAUUGUUAAAAACUCAUAAAUGUGUCAUUUGCCAGUCAUGUGAAAUUCUUUUCUCCUUAUUGAACUUGAUUUCAUGCAAGGCAAAUAAAGAUAAUGAGGAUCGACGAAAACUGCUUGAUUUUAUAACUCCCAAAAUAUCUACUGAUGAAUGGAGAAUGAAUGUCUUGAAACGGAUGCUCCCUUUUCUGCCUGGAGUAUUAAAAAAUGACCCAAUUGCAAUGGAUACUGAUGAUACAAAGAAAGUUCAUUGGAAUGCUAAAGAACCUUUGAAUCUUCCUUUAUACCUUAACAGUGGUACUAAGCCUGCUAAUUUUGAUUAUUCACUGUACUCUUUAAAGGAAGAAGAUGCCUGCGAUCCCGAAGAGUUAAAAAAAUUUGUGAGCGAGAUACUACCCAUUCUUCAUGCAAUUCUAAAGGGUUUUGCUUUGCACAGUUCUUUCUCUGAAUCCAAUAUCAAAUAUUUGAAUAUAUUUACUCAAAUUAUGUGUUGCUUAGCAGAAUGGACCGUGAAUUCUGAUUUGAAAAAUACGGAUAUUUCAGAACAAUGCAGAAGUAUUAAUCUGGAACUAAUGGACAAUUUUCCAUAUAUUCAGCACACUGGUCAUGUUUCAAAGGGAGAGGUAAUUGAUAACAUUGAUUUAAACUUGGGUAUCUGCUAUCUGCAUUGCAUCUGCUCUCUACUUACUCUACCUAAUCUGACGUAUGGAGGUUAUUGGAAUAAAAUUAGAUCAUAUGCUAUAAAGGCAUUUAAAGCUGGUGGUGUAAAACUUAGUGAAAAAUCAAUUUCAUUAUUAGUAAAGAUAUUUAAAAUAGGAAUAAAAACCCAUGCCCUUAAUCAAGACACUUUUCUAGGUGCCAUAACUGCAGUUUUACUUGGUUUCAUGACAGUAUUAAAAGCCAGAAAGAUAUCACCAAGUGCAAAUGAAAUAUAUUACUUUUUCAUGGAUUUAACAUUGGAUUGUGAUAUCAAGAAUUUUAAUAAGCUUCCCCCUAUUAGAGAAUGGUUUUCCAAUAUUCCAAAUCUGUUAUGUUGCAUGAUGGACACCAAUAGAUUCGUUCCCAAUUAUCUAAAUUACUUAAAACAACUUUGUGCGAGAAGAAAUUAUUCGUUUCUGAAUGUAAUUGGUACACUUCCAUCUGAAAGAUUUAUAGAAUUCUUAAAGUUUGAGGAUGAAGAAUUGCAGAUCACUACCAUUCAAAUGAUUACAUCUAGGAGCAUAUUAUCUCCAGCUUUUUUGCAAGAUAUUGCUGAAGCGAUUAGAGAUGAAUGUUUCUCACUGAAAACAGCAUCCAGGUUAAUACGUUGCCUACAUAGCAGAUUUUCACAAACAACAGAUGUGCCUGGUGAGCAAAUGGAAUUUGUGAAAUUUUUGCUUAAUUUGGCUUGUGAUACUUUCUUAAUUUUGGAUCCUUCACUUGAUACUGAUACAAUGCCACUUAGAAACAUGUUAGUAGUUUACCAACAAUCCUUCUCAUGCCGGUGUGAAAUAUAUCCCACUUCUAAUCAUGCAUUUCAACAAGAAAUUUUUAAGGUGUGUGCAGAAUGCUUGUCAUCCUAUUUUACAAAUGAACUUCAUGUAAAAGCUGCUAUAGUUUUUAUCAGAACCAUUUUUGAGGAGUAUUCAAGUUAUCCUGUGCACUCUGCGGUAGCUUUUGUUCAGCUCUUCAAAAGAUUUCCAAUUUUGAACAGUGAUGGGGAGUCAGCAGAGUUUUUACAAAACAUCAUAUAUUCUCUCCUAUUGUACAAUAGUUUGUUAACAGAUGAUGUUCCUGAAGAGCACUGGGAUGACUAUAAUGUUUCAGCUGUGAAUGAUUGCCUUGAUAUUAUUAAUACCUUGGAUAUUAUUGAUUAUAUGGAAAGUGCAGUUGAUAUUUAUAAACCUACUCAGGUUUAUCAUGUAUUGAGAAGUCUUAUGUUUUUAUACAGAAGAGGAUAUUUGCAUUUGGUACAGAAAGAUACUGUCUUUUUACUCUUAGACAGACUAAGUGAGCAUGGCGUGGUGCGUGAUAAUUCCCUCUAUAAAAACAUGAUUCGUAGCAUGUUCGAAUUGGUAUCUAAUAUUUAAAUAUUGUGCCCGUACUUCAUUUGAUGUGAAAAAUCUAACUGUUUUUGUCUUUAAAUAUUUAAUAUGGAAAUUUGGAUGAAGGUGGGAUCUACUUAUGAAGGAAAUGCAAAUUACAAGUGUUUUUGUUUUGUGUGUGUGUGCAUUUAAAUGACAUAUGCAUUUUGUAAAUGUUGCUAAUCAUGUAGUUGUAGUUGCUAAUCAUUUGUAGUUGAAAAUAAAGUUUUGCAUCCUUGA
This is a messenger RNA of Argiope bruennichi, 2947 nucleotides long. RefSeq names its product testis-expressed protein 10 homolog. Gene Ontology annotation, cellular component: MLL1 complex; nucleus. NCBI's taxonomy places the organism in Eukaryota, Metazoa, Arthropoda, Arachnida, Araneae, Araneidae. The record is from RefSeq and is a predicted model, not a curated record. Bases 179 to 2713 code for a protein of 844 amino acids. The transcript has 15 exons.